Molecule: messenger RNA, 1799 nt
Organism: Erinaceus europaeus (western European hedgehog)
Lineage: Eukaryota; Metazoa; Chordata; Mammalia; Eulipotyphla; Erinaceidae
Product: transmembrane serine protease 2
Exons: 6
Biological process (GO): protein autoprocessing
Molecular function (GO): serine-type endopeptidase activity
Source: RefSeq, a predicted model, not a curated record
CCGCCAGGGCCCGGAUCGUGGGGGGGAGACCCGUGAGCCCGGGGGACUGGCCCUGGCAGGUGAGCCUCCAGGUGCAGCACACCCACGUCUGUGGGGGCUCCCUCAUCACCCCCCAGUGGAUCCUCACAGCCGCCCACUGUGUGGAGCAGCCCCUGGACAACCCCCGGUACUGGACGGCCUUUGCGGGGCUGCUCAGCCAGUCGGCCAUGCACUUCGGCCUGGGCCACCGCGUGGAGAGGGUCAUCGUCCACCCCAGCUACGAUUCGACCACCAAGAACUACGAUGUAGCGCUGUUCAAGCUGCAGAGCCCGCUGGCCGUCAACAACUUCGUGCGGCCUGUGUGUCUGCCCAACCCCGGCCUGAGGCUGGAGCCCACCCAGCCCUGUUGGAUCUCAGGCUGGGGUGCCACCUAUGAGAAAGGAAAGACCUCAGACAUGCUGAACGCUGCCCAGGUACGGCUCAUAGAGCCAAGGAAGUGCAACAGCCGAUACGUGUACAACGACCUGGUGACACCGGCCAUGAUCUGUGCCGGGGAACUGCAGGGGGGAGUGGACUCCUGCCAGGGUGACAGCGGAGGCCCCCUGGUGACCCAGAAGAACAGCCUGUGGUGGCUGAUAGGUGACACCAGCUGGGGCUCGGGCUGUGCCAAGGCCAACAGGCCCGGCGUGUAUGGCAAUGUCACGGUGUUCGCAGACUGGAUCUACCGGCAGAUGCGGGCCUACAGCUGACCAGCACAGCCCAGCUUCCACUCCACUCCACGCCAGGCACCGGGGCGCUGGCCCUGCUCCCCGCUCACAGAAGUGAUCUCAAGGUCCUUGCAUUUGAUGAAACGGGGCUCUCCAGGGUUCUGUGGGGGUACACGGCACCCUCCGCAUGACCCCUGUACUCUGACCCCAUGCCCCCAGUCUGGGGACCCUCACUGGACGGGGACCCCGAGGUGACAGCCGGGCCCUAGGGACCCUCCUCUGAGCCAACAUGCAGGGCCGCCUCUGGAAGCAGAUCUGGACACCUCAGCUGAGCCGGGACAGAGACGCCGGGCCAGGCAGCCCCACAUGGGAUCCCCUGCCGUCCCUUCCGGAGCCUGGCUGCCCACAGGGGUGCUGAGCCUCUCCAUGGUCCCGGGAUGGCUGCAAGAGAAGGGACCCUCCCCUGUUCCCCCCCCCCCCCCAUGCUCAGGGCCAGACAAAGAUGCCAGAGAGCUUUAUGGUUCUUACGCAGGUGUGCUGACCUGGAUGGAGUGAGGGGUGGGGGGGCUGGACUCUGCAGCCCACCACUGGCCUCCCUCACCCCUCAGAGACUGAGGCACCCACCCCCUCGGCCUCAAGGUGCCUCCCCGGACCUGCUGAUGACAGGAAAUCGGGGUGUCUGGCUAAUCAGGGAUGUGUGAUUGAAGCCACAUUCUCUGCCAUGUCCCCAUGUCGCUACCUCUGCACCUGGGUGUCCGCUCCUCCCUGUCCCCAAGCACGUCCUCCCUCCUGAAGUCACUGUGCCCCUGGCCGCAUGUGCCUGAGCUGCGCUUACAGAGGGGUGGCACCUGAUGGAACGUUCCGGAAGGGAAAGCAGGCCAAAGGCCAGAGGCGUCCCCGGCUGCAGCGGGCGAGAGGAGAGGGGGUGUGCGUCCACAACUCUGUGGCUGGUCCCCUGGAGCCUUCCAGAAACAGGGCUGACAUGGCAAAGGUGGUCUCCUGACACACACUCCCACUCCCGGCUGCUCCGUCCCUUGCCACCACAGUCUGUCACCUGUAAAAUUCACCUGUGACAUACUGUACAAAUAAAUCAAGCACUUUCCCAGCUCUGUG